Molecule: messenger RNA, 975 nt
Organism: Guillardia theta CCMP2712
Lineage: Eukaryota; Cryptophyceae; Pyrenomonadales; Geminigeraceae
Exons: 11
Coding region: 1-975 (324 amino acids)
Source: RefSeq, a predicted model, not a curated record
AUGGUGCCAUGGCUGCUCAGCGACAUCUUGAUAGUCGCGGGGGCAGCGACUGCCGUAGCCUGGCAUGGCAGAGGGAUGCUUCUCGUGUUCAAGACUCGUUCGGGGCCGUUCAAUCAGAUGUGGUUUCCGAGGAUGUGGAUUUUGUUUCUCUUCCUGCUAUGGACUUUUUCCUUUGGCCUCUGUAUGUCGCAGGUUCAGGCAUUGCUGCCGGGGAGCGCAGCAGAGGCAUGUCAAGCCUUCUCCUUUGUCAAAGAUGGAGUUCUUGAGCCAUGGACUUGCAUCCUCCUGGUCCUGCUGCUCAAGAUACAAUGGCCAGGGACGGUUGUGAUCGCGCUCCAGUGGAUGAGGGGGCAGCUGCAGGGCUCCUUCAGUAGUGCCCUCAAGCAGUUCGAUGCGUCGACAGUUCACUUGUCUCCUGCAGCGACGAUGUGGCUUUCAAUGCUGCUGCUUGUCCCCUCGAUCGCCUUCCAUGUCACCUGGUACAAGUUCAGCCUCUCGGGAUCUGCGUGGGACCCGAUGGCAGUGACCUACUCCAGCCCAUGCUCGGCCACCUGCUGGGGUUUCUUUCUACGACCUCUGCGCCAUCUUCUUCUUGCAGCUCUAUGCUACGAGACUGGCCGGCAUGGCCAUCAACAGGAAGAUCAGAAGCAGGCUCUUCAUCUCCUUCUGCGGUACGUCUCGCUGCUCCACAGAGCGAUCAUGGGAGGCGACCUGGCGCAGUGGAAGAAGGAGAUCAUCUUCAUCUGCUACUUCUGGACAGUGGUCGUGUUCGGCAUGUCGUCCUCGUGGCUCCUCGUCUUCAGGCCCGUGCUGCAGUCCAGGUCUCUAUCGAUGCCCCGCAAGGAGAAGAAGGAGGAGGUGAAGGAGGCCAAGACAGCGAGCUCCUCGCAAGGGAGUCGAGGGCAUGCCGACACGACUCUCCUGUACCAUAUGCCCUUGACAGACAUAGUGGAGGGUGGCGGGAAGACGGAGUGA